AAAACAACUUGCAAUGUGUUCUCCACAACCUUCUCUAUAUAUACCCUCUUCUCCAAAUCAUAGACUAUAAAAAGCCCCAAUUUUCUUCGCUCCCAAAAUUGAACGUAAGAACCAAAACUGAAAGAAGCACCAUCACAACAAGAACAAACAAGAGAAGAGAAGAACGCUACUCCAAACUCUCUAACGUCGCUUCCGAUUCAUCGUGUUUUUCAAGGUAGAAUGGCGACGUUUGAACUUUACCGUAGGUCCACGAUUGGAAUGUGUCUCACUGAGACUUUGGAUGAGAUGGUUCAGAAUGGAACUCUUAGUCCUGAGCUUGCUAUUCAGGUUCUCGUUCAGUUUGAUAAGUCUAUGACUGAGGCUCUGGAAACCAAAGUUAAGAGCAAGGUUUCAAUCAAGGGACAUCUCCAUACAUACAGAUUUUGUGAUAAUGUUUGGACCUUCAUCUUACAAGAUGCUUUGUUGAAGAAUGAAGACAGCCAAGAGAAUGUUGGACGGGUUAAAAUCGUGGCAUGUGACUCAAAGUUGCUCAGUCAGUAAGAUGCCCAAAUUCUGUCACGUUGUCAUGAUCUGCUGGUACUAUGGGAAUGGUGGCUACAGCAUAGUGUUGGAUGGCCUUAAUAUUUUGCAUGAACUAGCAUCUACGUUAUGUUACUGUAGUCUUAUAUAAGGCCUUCAAUCUUCAUGUCAUUAGAUAAUUAAUGUUGUAUUAAGAACAUAUCAUAUGGGAAUUGGAUGAAUCUAACCGUAAUUCGUUCUUUUUUCCAUAAGUUGUUAAAUUAAUGUAUGGACUCAAAGGGAGCCAAUCCUUUUCCUUUAUUUAGCUCCAGAAAACUAUAGUUUGAGAGGUUAGCUACCUUCAAAGCUAUGAGCUAUUACUAGAUUCGGUUUUAAGUA
This is a messenger RNA of Vicia villosa (hairy vetch), 897 nucleotides long. Its product is annotated as transcription initiation factor IIA subunit 2. The transcript is spliced from 4 exons. The record is from RefSeq and is a predicted model, not a curated record. Lineage: Eukaryota; Viridiplantae; Streptophyta; Magnoliopsida; Fabales; Fabaceae. The coding region runs from base 220 to 540 and encodes 106 amino acids. Gene Ontology annotation, molecular function: TBP-class protein binding; RNA polymerase II general transcription initiation factor activity. Gene Ontology annotation, cellular component: transcription factor TFIIA complex. Gene Ontology annotation, biological process: transcription initiation at RNA polymerase II promoter; RNA polymerase II preinitiation complex assembly.